AUGUCUGGCGAUCAAGAACUCCAAGUUCUUCAGAACACACAAAACGUUGACGAAUUGAUCACUGCAAUUGAGCAACUGCUAGUGAACGAGUCCCAGAUGAUGAAACAAGAGUGCGCGGAAAAAAUCCAUAACAGGUACAUCGGUACGUACUAUCACGCUCCACCGACAAAUCGAGAGACCGUCAAGAAACAGGCGAAACGCCGAAACAAAAGGAAACGAUUUUCCCUUUUGAAUAUCCGCCAGCGUGCCCAGAUUUCAACGGUGCGUCUCGGAGGAAGCAUCGCCUCGCUGUCUGGUGGCUGCCUCGGCAUUGCCACUGCUCUUGGUUUACAGAAUUCCGUUGCCGCAGCAAUCGGCUGA
Molecule: messenger RNA, 360 nt
Organism: Caenorhabditis remanei
Lineage: Eukaryota; Metazoa; Nematoda; Chromadorea; Rhabditida; Rhabditidae
Exons: 3
Coding region: 1-360 (119 amino acids)
Source: RefSeq, a predicted model, not a curated record